Molecule: messenger RNA, 4735 nt
Organism: Melanotaenia boesemani (Boeseman's rainbowfish)
Lineage: Eukaryota; Metazoa; Chordata; Actinopteri; Atheriniformes; Melanotaeniidae
Product: receptor-type tyrosine-protein phosphatase epsilon-like
Exons: 21
Coding region: 1171-3252 (693 amino acids)
Biological process (GO): protein dephosphorylation
Molecular function (GO): protein tyrosine phosphatase activity
Source: RefSeq, a predicted model, not a curated record
AGACUUUUUCUCCUUUUUCCAGGGGGUGUCAGCACUGAUUUUCCAUACUCCCAUCUUCCAUUAUUUUUGCCAUACGAUUUUUUUUUUUUUUUUUUUUUUUUUUUUUUUUAACUUCUGGUGACAAUAUCGGUUCAUCUACCAGCAGGGGGCACGGCUUAUAUUUAAGCCCACAAAAUCUAAACCCUGGUUUUAAUAUAAAUGUUAUUUUUACUGUGGGAUUUAGUGAUGUACACUACUAACUUAAAACCUUCUUAAAGUGAUUACAUGACCCUUUCCAUUCAAAAACAUAUAAUUAAGGGUAUUUGGGGGGGAAAAAACAAGUCUUUGAAAUGCUUUUCAACAUAAAAGCCUGUAGCACCUUAUAACAUAAGAAAUGUUUUUCUAGUUUUUGCCUUUUAUUUAUUUGUUUACUUUGGUUAAGUUCAGUGUGAAUCCUGCUAUCUGUCCUCUGAGCAUCACUGUUGUAGCGUCUUGAUAUUGAAAACACAUCUUACAAAAAUGCCAACCGUAAAAAAAAUACCCUAGGGAGAAAAAAGGAGAGAAAACAACAACAUAUUUAUGCACAGGCCUGGCCUUUAUCGUCCAGUGAUGCAGGAAUGUGGAGGAUGCUGAGUGUCCACCUGAUACUGCUUUGCGCCCGGGGGAGGGUCUCUCCAGUCUCCACUCUGCCAUAACACGGCCCAGCUCCGGCAGGCAGGCAGGAGGGGGAAGCGCAUCCUCUGAGAGAUCUGCUGGAAACAUGAUCAUCAGGGGAACCUAGACGCAUUCCUCAGCUCCGGUCAGACGAUUCGACAGCUUCAUGUGUGCUGUGUUACUCUCCAAAGGACAAAUGAGAGGAGACAGGCUUCGGGUCUGUGCAGGAGCGAUACAAGCCGACAUCAUCAGCCGCUGCGACGUGUGAGAGGAGGUCAUCGCUGCUACGGUUCCUGUGAUCUCCUGUGCCUUUAUUCCAAUCCGAGGCCCUGAAAAGCACCAGUCACCCUCACCAUCAUCCAUCUGAGCUCUCUUCAUCCACUUCUAUUAAUGGUGCCUCAGAGAAUGUGAACAGUUGACAAACUGAGGCUGUAAGCCCAACGAAUACAAGCAAGAGAGGAACUGGGACCCUGUGUUUAUUAUGAACUGACAAGUCCACUGAUAGCAGAUCAAAGUGGCUGUGCUUUAAAAUUGACAAUGGUGUUGUUUCUGAUGGGGAUCUCUAUUGCUGUGAAUCAUUCAUCUCAUGAGAACCAAACUGCAGAAAAUCCCACUCACCAGGGUGCUCACGUGCUGCCCUCAACACUGGUCUUAUCCUUGCUUCUUAUCAUCAUUGUCCUGCUGACAAUCUACUGUCUGAGGUUCAAAAACCACAGGAAAGCUCUCGUUACAUCGGUGGAUAAAAAGAUUCCUAAUGGCUUCUUGGAGGAACAAGGAGAGCAGACAGUGGUCCUCCUCCCCAGAUCUCCCUCACCAUCCAAGAGGUACUUCCCCAUCCCUCUGGACUCAUUGGAGGAGGAGUACAGAAUGCGCUCUGCUGAUGAUGGCAAGCUCUUCAGAGAAGAGUUCAAUUCACUGCCGUGUUACUACCACCAUGGGUCCUUUGAGGAGGCGAGCAGAGAGCACAACAGAGAGAAAAACAGAUACCCAAACAUUUUACCAUAUGAUCAUUCGAGGGUGGUGCUGUGUCAUCUUGAUGGACAUCUGUGCUCUGACUACAUAAAUGCAUCUUACAUAGAUGGGUAUAAAGAAAAGAACAAAUUCAUUGCAGCUCAAGGUCCAAAGCUUGAGACAGUGGCUGAUUUCUGGCGGAUGAUUUGGGAACAGAAAACUGCAACUGUAGUAAUGCUGACAAAUCUGAAAGAACGGAAAGAGGAGAAAUGCUUUCAGUACUGGCCAGAGAAAGGCUGCUGGAUGUAUGGAAAUAUCCGAGUGUUACUGGAGGACGUCACAGUUCUAGUGGACUACACCAUCAGAAAAUUCUGUGUUCAAUAUCAAGGCAGCGAUGGACCCCGAGCCCCUCGGCUGGUCACCCAGCUCCACUUCACCAGCUGGCCAGACUUUGGGGUGCCAUUCACACCAAUCGGCAUGCUGAAAUUCCUCAAGAAGGUCAAGGCUGUCAAUCCAUCCUAUGCUGGACCUGUUGUUGUGCACUGCAGUGCUGGAGUCGGAAGAACCGGAACGUUCAUUGUCAUUGACAGCAUGAUCGACAUGAUGCACAUGGAGCAGCGAGUGGAUGUCUUUGGUUUUGUGAGCAGAAUACGAGAGCAGCGCUGUCAACUUAUCCAGACAGAUAUGCAAUAUUCCUUCAUCUACCAGGCUCUGUUGGAGUACUAUCUGUAUGGAGACACAGAACUAGAUGUGUGCUCUCUGGAGGGCCAUUUGCAGAGGCUUCACAACACCAGGGUUCCUCACGACAGGCUGGGCCUGGAGGAGGAGUUCAGGAAACUGACCAACGUCCGUAUAAUGAAGGAAAACAUGCGGACCGGGAACCUUCCUGCCAACAUGAAGAAGAACCGUGUGCUUCAGAUCAUUCCAUAUGAUUUCAACCGAGCAAUACUCUCUGUGAAAAGAGGACAGGAGUUCACCGACUACAUCAAUGCCUCCUUUAUUGAUGGCUACAGGCAGAAGGACUAUUUUAUCGCAACCCAGGGCCCCCUGUCUCACACAGUGGAGGACUUCUGGAGGAUGGUGUGGGAGUGGAGGUGUCAUUCAAUCGUUAUGCUCACCGAACUCAAAGAGAGGGAGCAGGAAAAGUGCUACCAGUAUUGGCCAUCAGAGGGCAGUGUAACAUUUGGAGAUUACACCGUGGAGCUGACUGGAGACACACAGUGUGAAACCUUCACUCGCAGAGACAUGAUUCUCACCUACAAACCAGUGGAUGAAAAUAACAUUGCAAUUUGCGCAUCUCACCAGGAAAAGCACUCACAACAUGUCCGCCACUUUCAUUUCCAUGGAUGGCCUGAGAUCGGAAUACCAGUUGAGGGAAAGGGGAUGAUUGACAUUAUUGCGGCUGUGCAGAGGCAGCAGCAGCAGUCUGGAAACCGUCCCAUAAUUGUACACUGCAGUGCUGGUGCAGGGCGGACUGGCACCUUCAUUGCCCUGAGCAACAUUCUAGAGAGAGUGAAAGCUGAAGGCCUUCUGGAUGUUUUUCAGACAGUCAAGAGUUUACGUAUGCAGAGACCACACAUGGUUCAGACUGUGGAGCAAUACGACUUCUGCUACAGAGUGGUCCAGGAUUUUAUUGACAUUUUCUCAGACUACGCCAACUUUAAAUGAUACCUGUAAGAUAGUUAUCUGUAACAAUGGGUACAUAAACAUAUGCAAUUUUUGGCUGAAUGUUGUUUUUCUAUGGCUUUUUACAAUUUGCACUUAAUUACAUAAGUAAGAUGCUGUAUAUACUAUAAUAUAAAUGAACACAUAUGUAACACAGGAGAGCUUUUCCAAGAAUGUUUGAGCAUAACGUACCCCAACUUUGAAGUGGUAUAUAUACAUAUAUAUGUGUGUGUGUGUGUGGUUUCUUUCAUUCCAAUUGCCUUUUGGUUCACAUUAGUCUUGCAUUUCAUAAUUUAAUGUUGCCUAGGCAACGUCUUAGAUUGCUAUGGAGAUAAUUAAUUCUGUGUUUGAUAAAUAGUAUAAAAAGUCGAAUACUUGUAAAUUUAAUUACUUCUUGUCUGAUGUGUUCAAAUAUAAGAAUUUUCUUUCAACUCAGCAUAAACAUAAAAUUUCAAAUACAUUUUAUCCUGUAAGAUGCUGUAAAUUACCUCACUUCUGUCUGGGAAUAACUUAACAGCUGCUGCCUGUUGCAAUUUUAUUCAACCUCACUAACUUUCUCUUUUGCCUGUGGCAAUAUUACUUAGUGGAUUGGUGCCUGACUUGGCAAAAUGCAAUUAGCCCACAUUGGAACAGGCAGAAAAUAAUGUAUUAUUUCAUGAAUUCAAAUGUAUCAUGGCAGCCAAGCAUCGCAUCCUGCUUAAAAAAACAAAAAAAAACAACGAUUUUAUACACUUUAACAAGCCAACUUUACACUUGCAUGUUUGCAUCAAGUAGUGCCAUGUUGAUUAGACAGAGUUCUAAUCAUAAAAAAAGUUGUCACAAAGUGACAAAACUUUAAUAAUAAGCCAGAUGUUUACUUUAUGUUUGAUUUAGAUAUGACAAAUACAUUUUUAAAAGUGAAUUGUUUUUAAUAGUGGUUUCAUGUGUGGAUCAUCAAUUACUUAAAGAAUAAAACACUGAUACUAUAUGUAUCCUAAUUGUGGUUACUGCAAUUGAGUGUGUUGAAAAAAAUGCAAUUACAUGUGGGAAGUUGAAAAGAACUGAUCUCAAAAUCCAGUGCUUGUCCAAGUUAUAAAAUAUGCUCCCACAUAUUGAUACACUUUGAUACCUACAGGAGUCAUACAUAUUUAAACCCUACUAUUGCAAAAACAUCUUUGUGGAACAUUAAGCUUAGAAGUAUUAAGUUUAGGUAAAGAACUUUCUACUGUGUUUCUACCUCUGUUACAUUCAUUUGAUUGCUUUAUACUGGACACACUGAUCAUUUUAUUAAGUGUACAUAAAUAUCUGUUGUGGUCAUUCAUCACCACUAACUGCAUUGUUGAUUUUAAUGUAUUCUUAUGCUGAAGGAAUAACAAAUAAGGGUAAUGACAGAUGCACACGCAUCUUGUUUCAGUUCUGUUUCUGCCUCUUGUAUCUGUGCAGAUUUAAACAACUAUUUGUUUGCUAAAAGCAGAAUCCAAUAAAUUAUAGAUGGAGAUAAAUGUCA